Ornithodoros turicata is the source of this 1456-nucleotide messenger RNA. RefSeq names its product neuronal acetylcholine receptor subunit beta-2-like. Gene Ontology annotation, biological process: nervous system process; signal transduction; regulation of membrane potential. Lineage: Eukaryota; Metazoa; Arthropoda; Arachnida; Ixodida; Argasidae. The transcript is spliced from 6 exons. The coding region runs from base 76 to 1242 and encodes 388 amino acids. The record is from RefSeq and is a predicted model, not a curated record. Gene Ontology annotation, molecular function: excitatory extracellular ligand-gated monoatomic ion channel activity; transmitter-gated monoatomic ion channel activity involved in regulation of postsynaptic membrane potential; transmembrane signaling receptor activity. Gene Ontology annotation, cellular component: plasma membrane; neuron projection; synapse.
ACACCUGCGGAUCUGCCGCCUCCUUGUAAGGCGGAAACCAUUCCCGUCGGCUUUUCGAAUGUGCAGCUAGCGAAUAUGUCGAAACAGCGUGUUGUCUUAAAGGUGACAUUGUGCAUCACAUUUGCCACGUUUUGUGGAGCUGAUGACCUGAAGAACUUUCUCUUGAAUGCCAGUCGCUAUGACCCCAUGACUCGCCCCCUCUCGCCUGGCACCAACUUGACAGACAUACACACAACAAUCGCCAUCUUGGACAUGUUGGGAAUGGAGGACAAUAAAGACGUUGCCAGCGUACUCGCCGUACUUACCAUUAGGUGGAGAGAUGAGCUUCUAACAUGGAACCCGAACGACUACAAUGGUACCUCUCAUCUGCACCUGUCGCCGGAAACCAUCUGGGUGCCGGACAUACUUACGGAGACGCCCCAAAGUCACGGCCUGGGAAGUCAUGCGACUGUUGGCGUCACGUCUAGCGGAAACGCUACUCUCGUCACCCGCCGUACGCUCCAAGCAACGUGCGGCAGCCAAUUUUACACUUUCUGGUCAACGAGACACACCUGUCGCAUUAUGUUUAUGUCUGGAUUUCGGAGCUUUGACGCCAUGAGACUAGACGGCGCUUCAGUAACCAGCCAAUUCGGACGUACGCACUCAAGUUGGACAAUUUCGCCCGUUACCUUCCGGAAAGCGGGGGUUUCAGAAUUGGACUUUCUGUUCUUGAAAUUCUCCAUGGAGAGGAAGAAAUGGCCGACACUGUGGUACCCUGUGACAUCAUCGGUAAUCCUAACACUGGUCACGUUCUGGCUGCCUCCGACGUCGGGACGGAAAGUCACCCUAGGGUGCAUCAACUUGUUCCUCUUGGCUAUGCUUCUCUCUGAACUAGACUUUUAUUUUCGAGGUCAAAGCAACGUUCCUAGAGUUGUUGCGUUUCUCAGCCACAGCACAGCACUAACAACAGCAUCCCUCGUCGUCAGCGUCCUUAUCCUGAGGAUCGCUGGAGGACCCCAGGGUUGUUCGGUCCCGCGUCCGCUUCUCAACCUCUUACAAGGCAUUCUGGGUCGCCUCCUCUGCGUUUCCGUCCAAAGUCCCCGUCGCGUUUCGGACAUGGAACACCUUGCAGACGACACGCCGCCUUUCAUCAAGCACGAAGCCAGGCGACAACAGGAAUGGUUUACAGUGGCACAGGCCCUCGACAGGGCAUUCUUUUUUAUGUUUGCUAUAAGCUAUAUUGUUGCGAGAGCCCGGUCAUAAGUUUCCUAACUGUAAGCAAAGAGCACAUAGUGCGAAAGACAAGGCGACUUUGUAGAAGAAAUUAGUGUGUUGAACUGAACCAUGGCAAACUUUCAUGGACAGACCUCAAUUAGUACCUCGUUCUUCAACCACGUGGCGCCUAGAGUUGAGGCUACAGAAAAAUAGAGCGAAGGAUCCACCAUGGGACGAGUGAAUAAACAAAACACAGUUUUUA